Messenger RNA from Melampsora larici-populina 98AG31, 1458 nucleotides. RefSeq lists its product as uncharacterized. The transcript is spliced from 8 exons. NCBI's taxonomy places the organism in Eukaryota, Fungi, Basidiomycota, Pucciniomycetes, Pucciniales, Melampsoraceae. Bases 1 to 1458 code for a protein of 485 amino acids. The record is from RefSeq and is a predicted model, not a curated record.
AUGCCGCAUCAAAUCGAACAUCCAUCAUCGGAGGCCAAUAUGGAUUCUGAAAGCUUUCAUAAAGACUCAUUUUCGUCUAUUGCCCGCACCACAGCUCUUGAAGAUACUUUCACCGCCAUAGAGUUACAGCCUUGGAAGGGUACAGACGCGCGGAAUAUUCAUCUCCCAAAUUCCAUGGAAGCAGACGUCGGCCACAACCCAAGAAGAUUUUCACCGUUAAACACAGAUGACGAUGAGAAAUCGGAAUCAGAUGCCAGCCCAGACCCCGAUCCAAGAUAUAUCCGCUCAAAAUUUCUCUCGCCGUACGCAUGGUCGAUUGUAUUGGGAGAAUUAUGUGUUAUUCUCUUUGUUACUGGUUUCAUUAUUGUCACAAAUCUGUGUCAAGUACCAUUACCACCAAGCGUAGCCCAAUGGGCAAAGGAUUCUCCAAAUAUGAAGGCUUUUUGCGUCACAGCGAUUUCAACAUCUCUUUCGGUAUUAUGCUCAUUUAACGUGGCAGCCUUCCUCUGUAGCGGGUUUUCCAACGCAGUACUUUUGUAUACGACCGCUACUUUGACUCGGAGUCCUACUUCACUAUUUGAACUUUCAGCCGUCAUUGAUGUUUCAAGAGCAUCAUUUGUUUUUCGGAAAUCCCAUUUAACGAUCUCGAUUAUGACCGUAGCUAGUACGAUCGUACUAAAAUCGAUGACAGCCAGCUUUGCCACUCUUCUGACACCAUCACCCAUCAUGUUACGCCAGGGUAUGUCAGGCCAAGAAAUUGAUUUAAGUAAAGCCGAGUUUGGAAAAAUGUUACACAAAGAGAUAGGCUGGGAUGAUGAAGAACGCACCCAGCCUCAGGGCAGUGCAGUAUUUGGAUACAUAGCAGGUUAUGGCAGUAUGCCAGCGGCUCCCUCUCACACCAGAUAUCCCAGCAUGUUCACGUUCAACGGAGCGACAUAUUCGAUCCCUACUGGGGGAAUCCUGGCCGUUGGUCCAAUGCACUCAGUAAUUCACAAUCCACGUAAGGAUGGACACUUGGUUGGAGAUGACACUGCAGUUGAAAUGAAAAAAUAUUAUCAUGUCGAUGGAAUAGCAGAUGACACUGUCUUUAGCACUUCAAUAAACUAUACAACUCAUCAAAUAGGAUUACGGGGAGGGGUCUCAUGUAAAGCUAUAGGUUCAUCUGGUUUAGCAAGUUCUUGUGCUAGAAUUCAACUCAAGCUGGUCAAACAUUGGAAGUCACCUUCGCCUCGUAAUCAAAGUUUCUCUGAUUGGGUUUUGAGCGGAGCUUGCCCAAAUGGAACACAAAUUGAUGUGCCUAUGACUACCUUCCGGUACAUCCCGGGACUGAGAAACAAGACAGUAGAGAUUAUGGGCCAAGCUGGUGCUCAUGUUUGCUUUGAUCAAGAUUUGACCGGUGCUAAAUCAACUGGAAAUCAUGGGAUCACGAUACCAUUUCUUGAGGCCAACUGUGUGUGA